UACAUACAUCAAUUACCUUCUUUUGAGUGUCAUUCCCAACUCAUCAAAAACUGACACGCUGAGAUGGCGGCCAACCCUUCCUACAAUACCAAGGCAACAGUAUUUGCCAAGCUGGGAAUGAGACUCUAAUAUCAUCUCUUCUAACAAAUGGGACCUUUAAAGGUACACCAUGUAGUACUGGAAAGGAAAAUCUUCACUGAUUGAUGUUUUUUUAUGCCUAAACAAAACCAAAUAAACAAACUCCUAGUUUUCACUACUUAAUAAACUCAACAGACAAACUGACCUUGAACAGAAUUCCAUACCGUUUUACUUAGUUUGGUGGACUCUGCCACCUGUAUAUAUUAUAAAAAUAUGUAUACUCAGGAAUGAAGACAAUAAAUAUUCCUAAAUUUGUAUUAUCACCUCAUUAAUAUUCCAGAGCUAGAUCUGUAUGCUUGACUUUCACUUUGACCAAGGUAAUAUUUUGACAUGUUAUCUUUACCUUUACUCAAGAAGGACUUUUAGCUAUACAACACUGUCAAAUGUAUCCAAAUUUCACAUGAAAUAUGAAUUGAAAUGACAUUAAAUAUUACAAUUGUAUGGGGGGGGGACAGCAUUUCUGUCAUCUUUGUGCUCAUAUCUGGGUUGUGAGACCUCAAUCCUUACUGUCAGAAAAAUAAAAAUGUUUGUGACGGUAUAGACCAAGCUGCAGAGUCUGUCCGUCAGAUUUAUUUAAUAAAUCACAAAGCAGCAUGAUGAGGUGAGCUGGGUUGCGUAAGGUUUCUCUUUUCUGGCGCGUUCAGUGUGCGCGUGCUUUUGUGUUUUGGGAGUGAGUUUGAGGGGGCGGGGCCAUAAAACAUUGUGUAGAUCAGAUGAUGCAUAGAACAUAUUGUGCAUCUCGCGGCCCGGCGCCGUGGUGCGUGCACGCGUGCGUGUGUUUACACCCGCUCGCUGUAGUAGAGCAGCCCCUGCCCCGGCACCACACACACGAGCGACACAUGAGUGGGCAGGACCGUGAGUGCCCGGGCCGCCGGCCAAUCAACGGCGAGUAAAGCAACCACUGGCUGGCGGGGUCAGCCAAUGGCAGGCGCCGCCGCCGGGACGUCAGCCAAUGGAAUGCGCGCAAAACGUGGGCACGUGGAUUCCCGCACAUGUUGAUGCUCGUAAACUGCCGAGAGAAAGAGCCAGCAAAGACACAAACCGAUGAGCUGCCGGGCGGUGUGUGUGUGCGUGUGUGUGUCAGAGAGAGAGAGACAGAGAGAGAGAGAGAGAGAGAGAGAGAGAGAGAGAGAGAGAGAGAGAGCUGAGGCUGGGCGCCCCGAUGCUGCUCCAGCUACGGAGUGUGUACUGACGGAUCCUUCGUAUCAAAGUGGGAGAUAGAUCCGCAAACGAUUGUUUUCUGGCAGCUGCUGUGUUUUGUCUCGCACUACUAAAGCAAUGCAGUCCCAGGGCAGCACUUCCUCUCAGCCCUCCUUCGACUCCCUGAGCUCCAGCGACAGCCUCUUGUUCAGCGAUUCUGAGCAGGCGGAGGACGACACAGAUGUCUUCCUGACAGACAGCUCUUCCUCCGUCAUCAUCGGCGGAGUGGGCGGGGCUGCAGCCAACAGAGACAGAGGAUCAGAGAGUCCCGGGUCCCAGUGGACGUGCGAUGGCUUCACUGAUAAAGAGGAAGAAGAGGAGUCGUACAGGUCAGAGAGUGGCGGCAAGGAUGAGAGAGAUCCUAGAAACCAGGUCCCAAAGUCAGCGGGAGACAUUCUGUUCGCUCAAAAGGUGAGGAAGGCCCAGAAAAGUAGAGAUGACAGAGCAUGUGUGUGCCGAGGAAAGCCCAGCAGACUGAUUCAGACAGCAAGGCCUAACCCAAACUCAGUAGUAAUUUAUCUUCCUUUGCUCUUCCUCUGUCAGUGUGCUGAGCUACAGGGUUUCGUCCGGCCCCUUCUGGAGCUGCUGAAUGGACUGAAGAGGGGCAGAUUUGACCGUGGUUUGAGUAGUUUCCAGCAGAGUGUUGCCAUGGAUCGAAUCCAGAGGAUUGUGGGGGUUUUACAGAGACCUAACAGCGGGGAGAAGUACCUGAACACUCUGCUGCAGGUGGAGGUAAUGCUGAAACUCUGGUUUCCUCAGAUCCCUGCUCAACCUGUCUCCACGGCCUCAAGCGUCACCACAUCCCCCGCUCGUUCCUUCCAAGGUGCUUCCUGCUCCACCCCGCCGCACAAGCACAGGGAUCAGUUACAUAUUCCCGUCAAGAAGCGCAGGCUCAGCUGGACAGGCACAGACUCCCCAGCGCCUUCCCCCGUGCUUCUGAAGUGUCCUCGAAUCAGUGCAGAAGAGAAGGGGGUGAAGCAAGAUGGUGACGAAACGGAUCCUGCGUCUCUUCCUCCAACACUGGCAGAUGAUGCAAACCAAAACUCACCAGAUGUGGCCGGUAACAGCCUGCUAAAUGUGGACACAAAGGGAAGGGACAGUGACAGCGAGGAACAAGGCAAGCUAUCAUCACAAUACAAAGCAGGUCAAAGCUCUGAGCCGAGCCUGACGUGGGUCCACGUUGCCCCCAUCCUGUCCCCUCGGAAGGCCUGCCCUUCACACGAGGGCAACAGUGAAAACCAGCAGGUCACUGCCGUCCUCCCACCAGUAAGGCGGGGCAGUCCAGCUACACAGGACAGCUCAAUCUCUUCUACCACACCUUACAAGCACCCCAAAAAUCUGAAGAAGCCAAUCCGGUGCCAAAGCCAGCCUGUUGCUGAACAACAGAGUGAGAGUGAGAGUGAGACCAUGGAGACCUGUCAGGGUCAAAAUCAACCUCCUCAUGUCACACUCAAGCCUUUGUCCAGGGUCUGCCCCACUCCCUUAGAGACUUGAUGCACUGAACAAGCAGAGAGCCGGCAGCCUGGCUUUUGUUACACCGCCGAGCUAAGAGCUGCUGUGAGAAGAAGAAGGGGAGAGGCUGAUGGCCUGUGAUCAUAGAUGCAUUAAAGAGAGGAAGGGGAGGACAGAACUGUAGGUGAUGGAUGUUGAAGACAAAUGACUGAUCAUCCGCAGCCCCCUCAACAAGACCAAAUUUACAAGUUAUUUCAAACAACAGGACAUAAUGUGUCUAAAUGAAAUCAGAGUUGAUUAUCACGAUAAGAUAAUAGUCUAAACAUUUGCACAUUUGGUUGAGGGGGACAGGAAAGAACACCUAAAGCUCAAAGGCUAUUUACAACUUUGUGAGUGAUGAGCAUGAGGAGCAAUUUUGAGGAGCAAAAAAAAAAGUUUGUCCUCAGCAAAAAAGCAAUCAAUUUAUUCAGAGAUGACUGUUUCGGACAUACAAGACAUACAAGUUGAGGGACACACUUCAUCUGGAAUUAGAGAAGCUGAUGUUGAUACCGAGUAUUAAAGCUUCCGUGGUUUAUAGUGAUGGGUUUGGAAUCAAUCCAGAGUGAGUUACACAGGGUGAUGAGCUGAAUUUGAUUCUAGUCUUAUGGCAGGAGACAUGUUUGAAUUUACAUUCACUUGUAGAUAGAAUUGAGUCAUCUGGCUUGAAGAGGAGACUUGACAUUGAAGUCAUUGAAAAUCUUGUAGCUUAUGACGUGAGACAUUCAGUGUACAGAAGGCAGCAUUAAACUGUACGUGUGGUGUUUUAGAAUCAUUGGGGACUGUGGAAAAAAUGAUGUCAUCAUUUACGAAUGUAAUCCAAGAACUGCUCGGGCGCUUGCUCAGCUGGCAGACCUGCCGCAGAGUGACAUCACAGCGAUCAGAGGUCGCAUAACAUUUUCGUCGCGCUGUGGAUCAGAUGUUUCUGUCCGGUCCUAGACUGCAAACUCAUGAAAACCCAGGGAAGACCAGCUGGAGGAAACAACGAAGGACCACUCACAAAGACCUGUGACUCUCCAGUCCCACAGUUAAUUUAUUAUGUAGAUCGGACACUGCUUUUAUUUAUUGUUUGUAUUUAUUUAUUGGGCAGCUGAAUAUGGCCAGCUGUGCACUCGCAUGGUCUGGCCUUACAAUUUGUUUGAGGCGAUUGGGAGGAUGCUGUUGACAGUUUGUUUGUGGUUUUUCAAUGCUAUCAAGAGUAGGGGGGAAAAAACUGAUGGAAGUGAAUUCUUAUGAUUGGAAUAUUGGACUACUGUGCCUUUUUUACCAAAUAGGAUGUGUUCGAAAAAAGCAUUUGGUGCUUUCAGUGCAUUCAUACUGCAUUUUGAUUGUUUGCUUUUAUUCCACAAAACCAGUACACACAUCCAAUCAUGAAAGCCUACAUGUAGUCAUCAUCGUCUCACUCCAGAAAUUACACACAAAACAAAACAACAGUAUCAUUGACUAUCUAUCUACUGGUUAAAAACCGGCGUCCAGCUCUGGUAUUGUUACAACUACAGUUAAUCCAAAUUGCCUACAUCUCUGACUUUUACGCUAACCAACAGCAGUGGCUAUGUUUUGUCAUGUAUUAUUAAACCGACAGUUCACCCCAAAUCAAAAAUACAUAGGCUGUUAUUCCUCUUACCUGUGUGAGUUGCAGAGUUUUGUAGAUAUCAGCAGUAAGGAUGUCUGCCUUGUACGUGAAGCUUUUCAGUCAUCCAGAUUUUAGUGCUACACAAAGGCAACUCGACUCGCUCGAGAUUUUGAAGUAGUUUCACCACUCAUCUGUUUGAUGAGCCAUGUCAUGGAGGAACUAUUUUCUUACUCGAGGGAAGGCAGGUAUACUAUAUGCUCGCAUCCUUGCAACUCAUGCGAAAAAAAUCUUGAUACAUAAAUAUCACCACAGGUAAGAGAAAAAACGUGUAUUUUUUCCCAUUUUUUGGGGGGGUGAACUGGGGCAGUGUAGCCUUCCUGUGGGGCUAUUCUUUUGGUUCUGAUCAACAGAGGAACAGACUGAUCUGCACUUACAGCUGGUGUUCUUGAAAACUUGAAAAAAGAAUAAUAACAGUAAAUAUUAAUGUAAGGGAGGAAAUCUUUAUUUGCACCAUCCUCUACUGCUGCUGCUAUUCUAAUUCCACUUCUAAUUUAGAUGUUUGAUAGGAGGCUCUCUCUUUAUUUGGAAAAAUCUGCUCACAAUAUUCUUCUAAAUGUAGGAGGGGGUCGUAGCGAUGUGAUUGGAUUUACCUAUAUUGCAAAAGUAUUGUAAAUAUAAAAAGACAAAAAUAUUUUUAAAUUGGUAUGAGUGAGUGGUUCAUACCCUAUUUACAUAAAUG
Molecule: messenger RNA, 5138 nt
Organism: Acanthopagrus latus (yellowfin seabream)
Lineage: Eukaryota; Metazoa; Chordata; Actinopteri; Spariformes; Sparidae
Product: circadian-associated transcriptional repressor-like
Exons: 5
Coding region: 1417-2832 (471 amino acids)
Biological process (GO): negative regulation of DNA-templated transcription; circadian regulation of gene expression
Cellular component (GO): nucleus
Molecular function (GO): RNA polymerase II cis-regulatory region sequence-specific DNA binding
Source: RefSeq, a predicted model, not a curated record